Molecule: messenger RNA, 1421 nt
Organism: Dalotia coriaria
Lineage: Eukaryota; Metazoa; Arthropoda; Insecta; Coleoptera; Staphylinidae
Product: upstream transcription factor usf
Exons: 4
Coding region: 136-981 (281 amino acids)
Biological process (GO): regulation of transcription by RNA polymerase II
Molecular function (GO): DNA-binding transcription factor activity, RNA polymerase II-specific; protein dimerization activity; RNA polymerase II cis-regulatory region sequence-specific DNA binding
Source: RefSeq, a predicted model, not a curated record
CACUCGCUGGCGCAAUUCUCCGUUUGUCGCCUGUCGCGUCACAUGACCCGCCGUUGUUCCCGUGACCAAAAUUGACGGAAAAUUCAAAUAUCCACGAGCGGAGCGAGUCGAAAUCGGCGGCCAGUCGACAACGAAAUGGACAUGCUUGAUCCGUUGGACAUCAGGUAUGUCUCACGACCUCCUUCAACCCCCAAUCGUCAAACACAAUCUCAUGAAGAACAUGAUAACAAGGCAAUAUUGCAACAGAGCCUUUCGAUGGAAGACCACAGUAUAGGAAGUGAUGAUGUUGAUGAUCCACAUGUAGAACACCUUUCCCCACAGACUCUUCUGGAGACACCUGAUGAUGAUGUGCAAUAUUCAUUUAGAACACCAGAAGGGACAGUAACAUAUGGAGUAUUAAAAGUUGAGGAGGAAACUGUUCCUCAGCUGGCAAUACCAACAUUUACAAGUGCAUCAGUGCCACAACUUGUCACAUCCAACAUCAAUGGUCAACUAUAUGUGAUAAGCAACGCUUCAGACGUUUUUGUCAGUCAUCAGGCGACGACAGGAACGCGACCAAUCGUGCCGAGGGCUACAAUGGUGGAGUCUACACCAGUUGUGCCUGUUACAAGCAAUAAAAAAGUUAAAAGGGACGAACGUCGAAGAGCAACCCACAAUGAAGUGGAGCGUCGUCGGCGUGAUAAAAUUAACAAUUGGAUCAACAAGUUAGCAAAGAUCAUCCCCGAGACGUCAGGCGAGAUGAAGAGCAAUGGCCACUACGAUGGCCAAUCGAAAGGCGGUAUUCUUGCCAAGGCGUGCGAAUACAUCGCAGAAUUACGCGCAUCACAGCGUUUGCUGGAAGAAACCGAAGUGGAGCGGAAACGUUUGGAAGACGCGCUGGAGGAUGCGAAGCGGAAAAACGCCAGUCUCGAUAUGGAGAAUAAGGCGCUGCGAGAAUUACUGCAACAGCACGGCGUGCAGCUGCUCGACGAAUCGUCAUAGCUUGAGACGUGGAAUUUUAACAUUUUAAGGACAAUUGGAGUGUGAAGGAGCCAUAAACUGGGUGAGAUUUGAGUAAGUACAUUAACAUGAUGUAUAUAAAUCAAAAAAGAGCACCUAGUGUUGAAUUUUACAUUAAAAUUCAGCAAAAUGCUGCGACGAUAUGAUAUCGCCCAAAUCAUUUAUGUAUAUGAAUUUGUUAGCUAUGCGUUGGUCGAAGGUGGCGUGAUGUCACCUCGAUUUUGUAUAAAUUGUGGUUGCUUCGAUUGGGAUGACUUCACCCCGAUUUGUACUAAAUCUAUCUGUCAUUUGUACAAGUCUAACUCACAUGUAUUAUUUCGUGAGGAUGAUCAUUUUACGUUAUAUUCUACAUAUUAGGAUGUUAUUUUGUUAUUUUUAUUUACACACAACGAUUGGUUAAUAUAAAUGUAAUUACUUUUAAA